AUGAGAUAUAUAGAUAGAUUACAACCUCCUGCACCGAGUGAGCUUGCAAGAAAGCACUCUUUAAGUGCAAAGAGAGUAGAGCAUAGAGAACAAGACAAAGAUACUUUUAUACUAAUCAUCAAUGAGAUUCAAGAUAACUUGGAUUUAAUAUGUUUGCUGAUGACAUGUAGAUCAUUUUACAAAGAAUUUCAAGAAAAGUUCAAGAGUACUCUACAAUUUAAAGAUAUUUCGAUGGUCACCGGUCCACCAUUCACAAAAGAAAGAAGUAUUUUAAAUCACAUGGUAGAUAGAAUCAAACUACGCUAUCCUAUGAAAGGAUUUGAAUCGUUGCUUCAAAAUGCUUUGGCUGAUCAAAUGAUUCAAGGCAGAACGGUAUCAUUUAAAAGUACAGUUACGACUGGUAUACCCAUCACAAAGGUUUAUAUUGAAGAUGCUGAUUGUUCAAAGAAACUACCACCACCACAGACAACAAAGCAUCUCAUCAUACAUGGAUGUACACAAACUAUAUUUCAAGACAAAGAUUGGUUUCCACCUGAAUUGGAUAGUCUAUAUUUGUCCAAUGCUGGUGAGCAGUCUAUUAUGGUUAUAAAUCUACCCGGCGAUUCACUUACUUAUCUCAGUCUUGGAGGAGUGUUUAACGAAAUCAAUAUACCGAGGAAUGUGACAACUCUAGUCCUAGAUCUAUUAAUAAUAGAUUUUAACUUGAUACACGGACUGUCUGGAAACACUACUGUUACAUCACUCAAGCUUGGCGGUAUUGUAUCAAUGAACAACACCUUCCAAUUCCCAACCAACCUCAUCAAACUCACACUCAAAGAAUCACCCUAUGCCAAAUACCUCCCACACACAUCUACACCAUGGUGGAAUUCAUCUCCUGAGACUACCAUCAUUCUAGACAAUCUCUUGUCACUCGAGACCCUUAAACUAAAGAGUACGAAUGGCAAAUGCCUUCCCGAUAUCAAGAAUCUCCCAAGACUAAAACAUCUCAGAUUGCUGUGUUCAAACGCUCACUACAAAACAAGUGAUCUACCAGCAUCUCUUGAAACUUUGAAAUUAUCUUCUUCAAAAACAAUAGAUAAUCUAGGGGAGGAGAAAGAUGGAAAACUUUUACCUCUAGGGUUAAAAGAUAUUUCAAUCUCUGAUGAGGUUAAUUUCCUCCCCUCUACACUAUUAUCUCAUUGUAAACAACUUGAAAGAUUGGAAACAGAUAUAGGUAAUGCCGAUCGAUUCCACUUUAUAGAUUCAAUUCAACAUUUAAAGAUAACUUAUGAAAAUGAUCGGUUUGACAACACCACUCAACAUAUUAGACUACCAAAGAAUCUGGUAUCAUUAGAGUCGUGUAGUCGAUAUCCGUCUUUGUUACUUCGACAACAACAACUACCUACAACAUUGACAACAUUAAAUGUACACCGAUUCACAGGUCUAACAUCUAAGGUUAAACACCACACGACCACCAAACAAGCAGUAUGGACAAUGUAUAGACCAAUCUUUUACCAUUGGAAACAAUGUACUACCACCAAAUGUAGAGACAUUGGAUUUAGAGUUAAUGCCAGACUAUUCUCUCCGAAUUGA
Messenger RNA from Cavenderia fasciculata, 1572 nucleotides. RefSeq lists its product as uncharacterized. The record is from RefSeq and is a predicted model, not a curated record. The transcript is spliced from 4 exons. Bases 1 to 1572 code for a protein of 523 amino acids. NCBI's taxonomy places the organism in Eukaryota, Evosea, Eumycetozoa, Acytosteliales, Cavenderiaceae.